Cokeromyces recurvatus is the source of this 1899-nucleotide messenger RNA. RefSeq names its product ras guanine nucleotide exchange factor domain-containing protein. The transcript is spliced from 6 exons. Gene Ontology annotation, molecular function: guanyl-nucleotide exchange factor activity. Gene Ontology annotation, biological process: Ras protein signal transduction; positive regulation of GTPase activity. Bases 159 to 1718 code for a protein of 519 amino acids. The record is from RefSeq and is a predicted model, not a curated record. Lineage: Eukaryota; Fungi; Mucoromycota; Mucoromycetes; Mucorales; Mucoraceae. Gene Ontology annotation, cellular component: plasma membrane.
ACAUUCGAAACUAUUAUAGACCGUUUAGUGUCAGUUACAUACAAUAAAACAGGUACAAAAAAGGGGGGUGCGUGUAUAAGUUUUAGAAGCUAUUAUUGAUUUAUUAUAAUGUAGAUGAUAACAUUAUUCCUGUCUUUUUAAUAUUUUACAGGAAAUUUAUGAAACCAAAUGAACUUGUAAAGAUACUUAUCGACCGAUUUGAAAAUGAUAGAAGAUAUUCUGCUUCAUUAUUACCUACUGCUUUACAAAAAAGAAUUCAUAGUAUUUUUUCGUUAUGGUUAUCACACUAUUGGAACGAUUUUUAUGGAGAUCAAACUAGAAAAACUAUUAUAUCGUUUUUGGAUCGUAUUUCUAAAUACGAGAAUUUAACACCCAUUUGUGAUUCAUUAGCGCCCUUAGUUAUACGCGAACCACCAGUGAACGAUCCUGAUAAUACUUGGGGACUAGUGGAUGAUGAUGAUGAUGAUCCUCUAUCAUCCUUAAAUACUUGCAUAGAACGGAAUAAAAAAAAAGACAGCGGCUAUUCUUCUGGUGGUGUUUUAUGUAUAACCAAUUUCAUUCAAGACGUGACUAAUCGACUUUCAUUGGAUGAAUCGUCUCAUUUAUUGACAAGCAAUAAUAAUGUUGAACCAAACUUAGAUGUGAAUACACCCACUUUGUCAUCCAAUUACUUGUUGCAUCAUGCUAAAAGCAACCCACUAUUUUUGCAUCCUAAUUUGAGAAAAUCACAAAAGAAGCGAAACUCCUUAGCAGAUCCUAAUAGAUGUUGUGCCGAGUUUGCAGGUGGUUUAAUUAACAUUGAUCAUAUUGCAAAGUAUGAUAAACAUAAUAAUUCGACACCUUCCAUUGCUACGACUAUUGGAUGGGCGUCUUCGAUUCUAGGAUAUCCAUUUUCAACCAUUAAACAGCAUCCAUCUUUUAAUCAAGUAAAAUCGAAUUACAAGACCUUUAUAAAAUUACAAAAUAAAACUAUAGCUGAUCAACUUACUUGGAUUGAAGCCGAGUUAUUCUCGAGGAUCAAACCACGUGAGUUUAUUCAACAUUUAUGGACAUCAAAGAAGAACGACUGUAAUCAAAACUCAUCUAAUAACGCAGUCAUAGCAUCGAUAGCUCAUUUUAAUUUUAUUUCUGCCUGGAUAACAACCACGAUCAUAGAACAAUCAAGUUUAACGAAAAGAAUUUUACUGUUAGAAAAGUUCAUGUCCAUAGCAGUUGAACUACAAAAGCUGAAUAAUUACAAUUCUUUAAUGGCUUUCUUAGCUGGUAUUAAUAGUGCAUCUAUUUUACGUCUAAAGCAAACGAGACAAGCUAUUAUUACAAAAAAGGUCUAUAAACAGUUUCGAAGUCUUGAAAGAUUAAUGAAUACAGAGCAAUCAUAUAGUUCGUAUCGACUCGUUUUAAAUAAAGCGUUAGGAACACCAGGAAUACCUUAUCUUGGUAUACAUAGCCAAGAUUUGGUAUUACUUACAGAAGCUAAUAAGGAUUUUCGAGCAAAUGGUACCAUUCAUUGGGAAAAGUUUCGACUGAUGGGUGAAACUAUCAUGACAAUUAUGAAAUUUAAAUAUCCUCGAUAUACAAUUGAACCUGAUAUUAAAGUAUUACGGUUUAUUGCUGAUAGUCAAAUUCUAACAGAAGAUGAGCAGUAUAAAAAAUCCAUUAUCGUUGAACCAAGAGUAGAAGAUACUUUGAGUAUAAAAAGUUUAUGGAUAAGAUUGUGAUCAUACAAAUAAAUAUAUAUAUAUAUAUAUAUAUAAAGAAAAGUUUGUUAUAGAUAAAAGAAGAUAGCUGCUCGUCGUUUUUACUUUUUUAUAAUAGUAAAUUACUUCAACCAAAUAAUUUAUAUUUUGAAUCAAGAAAGUUUCUUUUUGACAAACAAAAUAAAAAAUCGUGUUCAUGAAA